Messenger RNA from Amborella trichopoda, 3039 nucleotides. RefSeq names its product thiaminC (gene THIC). Gene Ontology annotation, molecular function: carbon-carbon lyase activity; iron-sulfur cluster binding. Lineage: Eukaryota; Viridiplantae; Streptophyta; Magnoliopsida; Amborellales; Amborellaceae. Gene Ontology annotation, biological process: thiamine biosynthetic process. The record is from RefSeq and is a predicted model, not a curated record.
UCUCUCCGGAAAUAUCUCUCUUGGUAUAGGUGUCCAGCAACACUCAUUCAGAUUUCGCUUUGUAUGGCUACGAAACAUCAUCUUCCUUGUGUAUAUAUCCUGCUCUCACACUACCAGUAAGCCUUAGGAUUGUGUUUUUGAAGGAAGAGGAACAGGAAAGGUGUAGCCUUGACCAGAGAUGGCUUCUAUGCACCUUGCUUUGAGUUCAGUCCCUUGCAAAAGAACGUUUUCAAAGGAUGUUCUUUUACCUUGGUUUGAAGAAGCAAAUAGAUUUUCAAAUGGAAGGAAGAAUUAUGUGAUAACAGGAGUACAAAGUUUGGUGCCUAGAGCCACAUUGGCCGUGGGAAAUCCAACUUCUGGUCAAGAAAAGCUGAAACCAAGCAGACACACAGUGGAUCCAUCAUCCCCAGAUUUUCUACCCAUUCCAUCAUUUUCAGAAUGUUUUCCUAAAAGCACAAAGGAAUACAGGGAGGUUGUUCAUGAACAAUCUGGCCAUGAACUUAAAGUUCCAUUUCGACGGGUACACCUGUCUGGGGAGGAGCCUUAUUUUGACACAUACGACACAAGUGGACCGCAGAACAUAAAUCCUCGUGUUGGCUUGCCAAAGUUACGAAAAGAAUGGAUUGAAAGGCGGGAAGAGCUAGGCAGCCCAAGAUACACCCAAAUGUUCUAUGCCAAGAAAGGCAUUAUAACUGAAGAGAUGCUAUACUGUGCUACUCGUGAGAAGCUCGACCCUGAGUUUGUACGUUCUGAGGUUGCUCGUGGUCGAGCCAUUAUUCCAUCCAAUAAGAAGCACUUAGAGUUAGAACCCAUGUUGGUCGGUAGAAACUUUUUGGUAAAAGUGAAUGCAAAUAUUGGAAACUCAGCUGUUUUAAGCUCGAUUGAGGAUGAGGUGCACAAGCUUCAAUGGGCCACCAUGUGGGGAGCUGACACUGUCAUGGACCUCUCAACUGGCCGACAUAUUCAUGAAACCCGUGAAUGGAUCCUUCGAAAUUCUGCUGUUCCUGUUGGGACUGUACCUAUUUAUCAAGCUCUUGAAAAGGUCGAUGGAAUUGCUGAGAAUCUUACUUGGGAGGUCUUUAGAGACACUCUGAUUGAACAAGCUGAGCAAGGUGUAGAUUACUUUACCAUCCAUGCUGGAGUGCUUCUGCGCUACAUUCCACUAACUGCAAAAAGAAUGACUGGGAUAGUUUCAAGGGGAGGAUCCAUUCAUGCAAAGUGGUGCUUGGCUUACCACAAAGAGAAUUUUGCUUAUGAGCACUGGGAUGAUAUUCUGGACAUUUGUAACCAGUACGAUGUGGCGCUUUCUAUUGGUGAUGGGUUGAGGCCUGGGUCAAUAUAUGAUGCCAAUGACACUGCACAGUUUGCCGAGCUUUUGACACAGGGCGAGUUAACUCGUCGAGCUUGGGAGAAGGAUGUGCAGGUAAUGAAUGAAGGACCCGGUCAUAUUCCAAUGCAUAAAAUCCCUGAAAACAUGCAGAAACAACUAGAGUGGUGCCAUGAAGCUCCCUUCUAUACCCUUGGCCCAUUGACAACUGAUAUAGCACCUGGUUAUGAUCAUAUAACAUCAGCUAUUGGAGCUGCCAAUAUAGGAGCCCUUGGCACUGCAUUACUUUGCUAUGUUACUCCUAAAGAGCACCUUGGACUACCCAACCGAGAUGAUGUGAAGGCUGGGGUCAUAGCAUAUAAGAUUGCAGCUCAUGCAGCUGACUUAGCAAAAGGCCAUCCUCAUGCCCAAGCAUGGGAUGACGCAUUAAGCAAAGCAAGGUUUGAGUUUAGAUGGAUGGAUCAGUUUGCUUUGUCGCUUGAUCCCAUGACUGCUAUGUCUUUCCAUGAUGAGACAUUGCCGUCCGAAGGAGCCAAAGUAGCUCAUUUUUGUUCAAUGUGUGGACCCAAGUUUUGUUCAAUGAAGAUAACAGAGGAUGUGAGGAAAUAUGCAGAGGAGCAUGGCUAUGGGAGUGCAGAGGAAGCCGUGCAGCAUGGGAUGGAUGCCAUGAGUGCUGAGUUCUUAUCCGCGAAGAAGACUGUUAGUGGGGAGCAGCAUGGUGAGGUUGGGGGUGAAAUCUACCUGCCUGAGAGCUAUGUUGCAAGUACCAUGAAAAGGUGAAGGUCAUUGCAAGGUAAUAAAACAGAAGAUCUUGACAUAAUAAGUGCCUUCGAGGACUCCGCAAAAAGAGCUGCUUCGAGCCCCUGAAGGGCCCAGCUUUGCUUCAAGCCUCCUCUGCCAGCUUGUUAGCUUUUAGAAGUUAAAUGCAUUGCCAUUUAGGUGAGUCUUUAGAUUUCCUACAUAGGACCUAUAUUUUCCUGGCUAUGUUAAGCCUUAUCUUGAGUUUACAUAAAUAAAACAUCAGAUAUUGUAGUGUGUUACUUGUUAUGCUAGUCUCUGUUAUGGCUAGGAUGUAAUCAAAACCCACAAUGUGCUUGUGGUUUUUUCUUUUAUCUUCAUGUUCUUUUUCUGUUUUCGUUUUUCUCUGUCAUGGCUUGUCGUGGCUUUGUUUUUUUGGGGCUAUAUUGUUUUGGUUUUGGAGUUCGGUGGUACAUGUGUGCAUGCUCAGUUUACUGACAUAAGCAAGGCACCAGGGGUGCUUGCCCUGUCUCUCUCUUUCAAGUAAGCCAUGGCCAUGGCUGAGAGGUUAUGACAGGAGCAGGCUGAGAGAGUCCCUUUGAACCUGAACAGGAUAACACCUGCGUAGGGAGUGUGCCGCUCAUCCUUUUAUCUAUGUUUCUUUUCUCGCAGGCUAGCGUAUUGCUUUCACUAUGAUGGGGGUGCCCAGCACGUCCAAGGUGGGCAACACAUUACAUCUGAUUCUUUCAAAUGCUUGAGCCUAAAAUGUACUUGGUAUGUGUUGGAAACAGGUCAUACGCAUGACUGCGUUUGAGAAGGGUGUGUAUGAGAGAGAGGGAGAGAGAAAGAGAGAGUUAUAUGGCUUUGCAAAAUGAUGUACCGUUUUGCAUGCAUGCAUCCUUCCAUGGGGUAGAAGCAAUGACAUUUGUAUUCAUGUACCUCAGGCUCAAAAUGUCAUGGUUUGUGCUAAAAGA